Messenger RNA from Parastagonospora nodorum SN15, 657 nucleotides. RefSeq lists its product as hypothetical. The transcript has a single exon. Lineage: Eukaryota; Fungi; Ascomycota; Dothideomycetes; Pleosporales; Phaeosphaeriaceae. Bases 1 to 657 code for a protein of 218 amino acids. The record is from RefSeq and is a predicted model, not a curated record.
AUGGGCAUCAGGAAAACAUCUAACAGCGCCGAUCAGUCUCGCAUGGAGACUGAGGCCGAUAGGAAGAAAAUGAUCCAGAAGAGCCUGUUUCUCCUGGAAGCCGAAAAGGGCGAGUCAACCGAUGGCGAGUCAUCCGAUGGCGAGUCAUCCGAUGGCGAGGGUGGUGAGGAUGAUGGCGGCUUUGAAAAGGGCAUUGACCUCGGCGAUGACGAUACGGAUGAAGAGAGCAGCGACGAUGGCAACGAGUAUGAGGAGGAUUCGGUGGUGGAGCUUGUUUUCGAGGAGGAGAGUAAGCCGUCGGUCGAUGAGGAGCCUCUGCGUGCUAUGAAGAUGAUCAAAUAUGGAGGACCUGAAAUCUCUCAGAAAGCAAUUGAGUACCAAGUCCCUCGAAAAGAGAUCGAGUACGAAGCUCCUAGGAAAGCGAUCGAAUAUGAAGUCUCUAGGAAAGCGGUCGAUUACAAAGUUCCUAGGAAAGCCAUCGAGUAUGUCGUUUCUGAGCGUUCGAGCGACGGUUCCGAGGUGAAGCAGGUAUACCAUCACCAGAGCUACAAGGAGUACGCCGGUUAUUUGGGCGAGAAGGGGGACGACGAUUCUGACAGCGAGAAGGAAUACCAUGGGUACCCGAGCGAGGAGGACGAUGGUACGGACUCUGAGUAG